GAAAAAACCAGAUAAAUUACAGCUAAUUUUGCUUAAUUGUAACCCAAUACGUGUGCCCACUUCUUCAAAUCCUCAAAAGAAAGUACCAAGCCACGAAUUGCCCACGCUUUUUCCCAUAGCUUCAACUUCACUUCCCUCUUAUAAAAAUCCAACAAUGAAAACCCCAAUUCAAAUCACAUUAAACAACCCUAAGCUCUCCAAACAUUUUAUCAGAACCCCCCAAAAAAGAAAAACAAAAAAACCAUAUUAUAAACUUUUCGCCACAUUUCAACAUCCGUACAAAAAAAAAAACACAUACUAUACCCAUAUAUAUGCUGCAUGGCCAGCAAUUACAAUCCUUCUAACGUGCCCCAAAAUCCAAAUGACCCGCCAAGUCCUACUUCCGAUGCCACGUCACCGGGACCCAUACAAUCUCCGGGUGGGUCUUCGGGUCAACCCGUGCUGUCUGGGAGGCACUCGAUGUAUCGGGGGAUUCGGAAGCGGAGCGGCAAAUGGGUAUCCGAGAUUCGCGAGCCACGUAAAACGACGCGCAUUUGGCUGGGGACGUACCCAACGCCGGAGAUGGCGGCGGCGGCGUACGACGCGGCGGCGCUGGCUUUGAAGGGGUACGACACGCCCUUGAAUUUCCCCAAUUCGAGGCCGAGGUACCCGAUACCGGCUUCCGCUUCGGCGAGCGACAUACGUGCCGCUGCGGCGAGCGCGGCGGAGGCGGCGAGGGUGCGGACCGAGUCGGAGAGCAGUAGUCGAGGAGCGCAGGAACAGGAGACGAGUGUGGAAACGACGAGUCGCGUAGAAGAGGAGUAUGUCGAUGAGGAAGAGCUACUGAACAUGCCGAAUUUGCUGGUGGACAUGGCGGGAGGAAUGCUGGUGAGUCCGCCGAGGAUCGAGUCGAAAUCGUCGUCGGAUGAGUCUGAUGGAGGUGGAGAUAAUUUAUGGAGUUACACAUAAAUUAAAUAAAAAUCCUACAUGAUGUGUGGUGCUGUUUUUUUUUUAAAUGCCGUGGAAUCUCAUCAAGGUAGGGUCCUUUUAGUUUGAGCAUCCGACUAAACCUCGGAUGUACGAACCUUUGUCAAAACAAUGUACGGUUAAUUUGUAUUGGCUUUUUAGUUUUGCCUUAUUUCUUUUUCUCUCUCUUUUUUUUUUUUUUUUGAAUUAGCUAUUAGAUAAGCUUCUCCAUGCUGGGUUUUGUGCUACUGAAGCGUGUCUGUAGCUAGGCAGGUUGGUAGAAGAAUUAAGGUGCUUGAUUUUGCAGUAAGUUUUGCUGCUGCUAUUAUGGCUGGUUGUUGUUGUGGUAUAUAUAUGUGUUAAUGUUAUGUAGUAAUGCUGGAGAGUGUUUCGGUAAAGUCUGAAGAGACUUCUGAGUACUUUUGCAAUGUGUUAUUACUAUUAUUGGGAACUU
Molecule: messenger RNA, 1399 nt
Organism: Quercus lobata
Lineage: Eukaryota; Viridiplantae; Streptophyta; Magnoliopsida; Fagales; Fagaceae
Product: ethylene-responsive transcription factor ERF027-like
Exons: 1
Coding region: 319-948 (209 amino acids)
Biological process (GO): regulation of DNA-templated transcription
Molecular function (GO): DNA binding; DNA-binding transcription factor activity
Source: RefSeq, a predicted model, not a curated record